UACUUGACUCCUUCGAUUCUUAAGACACUUGCGCGUGCGCAGUGGAGUCUUUGGCCUACGCGCUGUUAUUCGAACGCCGCGGAUCCCAAAAUAGCAUAUGAACACUUUCAUCUGCAUAAUCCGAGAUAUGUGUCUUGUGUGUUGAGUGUAAUCUCGUAUUUUGGAUAUUUUCUGUACAAAAGGUGCUGUCCAGUAUGCCCAAGGUUGAACGAAAAGAAUAUCAAGAAACGAAAAUUCUCAAAACAGUGUCCCCAGUACGAAGUCAAUCAAGUCAAAACCUAUCACAAUUCGAUAGCAAUUUAGAUUAUUUACUCGAUGAUCUACAGAAUUCCGUAUCCAGACCUGGAAGUUCCCUAGCUGUAAAUAACGAUCAUGAUCAUUACAGAACGAAUGGAUUCAAUUCGCAUAAAACAAACUCCUUAAAUAGAGUUUUAAGGGUUAAUGCAGCUAACCCAGUAACAGAAUAUAGCAGCGAUGAUGCAUAUAGCUAUAAGAGUCCAGAUGGAUCAAAAAGGAUCGAAGGAUAUAAAAAAGAAUCAUAUUCUUACAGAACUACUGAGGGUACCACUGAUAUUAGGCCGGAAAAAUUACGAGUGCAAAAUAGUAUCAACCAACUGGAUUCUCUUCUUGAUGAUCUGAAGGAAGCCAAAAAGGCACCCUUGAUGGAAAGAGAUACUUACGGACAUUAUGUUGAGACACCAAAGAUAUCUGAACGAAAUGAAAAAAUCAGCGCUGCUUCCGUAAAACGGGAACUACAUUAUGGAGAUACACCCCAAACCCAGCGAGCUAGUACUUUGAAUAGACGUAUCGAGAAGGAGCAUAUGGUUUCGAGGGACAAUGAUUAUAGAACGAACGAAGGAUUCUACACCCACACAACCUCGAGCUCGCCUCCCUCAAGAACAUCAACUCUAUCCCGACAAAUGAAAGUGAAGAACGUCCACACUUCCCCGGUUGAAGUGGUCGAAACAACGUGUCCCGAAAUAAAUCCAGAGAUCCUGGAACACCUCGACCCCGCCCUGCGACCCCCGGAGAACACCAAGGUGACCACCACCAUAAAAACUUACACGUACGAGAUACCCGGAACGCUGGACUACAGGAACACCUCGGAUGUAUCGGUGGAUUCGAAAAAGUACGUGUAUUCGCCGAACGAUUCCCAUUCGACGCCAAGCAAGAGCUUCGUCUACGAAAAAAUGGAGAAUAUCGAGAACAAGAGGACCGUGGUGCAGCCCGAGGUCAACGUCGAUACCAGAGUGGUCAAGGAGUAUACUACGGAGAACUAUAAGCCGUACAAGAAGCCGAAUCCUCCUGGAUACGAUGGGAACAUAACAGAGACUGUCACCACGAGGAAUUAUCAACCAGGGUACCCUCGAUCCAACAACGAAUAUGUCUACAACGAAACCGUGACAACUAAAAAUAUCGAUACCGGCUAUCCCAUAGCUCCUCCACAAAAGAAAACUUACAUCGUGGAGGAGACGAUCGAUGAAAGAAAUUACAUCGAUAACUAUCCCGUGAGAGACCCUCCUCCUCCAAAAACGUACAUCGUUGAAAAGACGGUGAACGAAAGGAACUAUGUUAAUGAUUACCCAGUGAGAGAUCCACCGAGGAAAGAAACUUAUAUUUACAAGGAAACCCAUAACACCAUCAAUAAGAAUUACCCGGAUCAACCAAGAGAUUAUCUGGACAGGGACACCACCAGAGUUUCAGUGAGGGAGACCAAUACCAAUAGGAUCAAUGAACCGCCUUAUAGAAACGAUUAUCAACCACCUCAACAACCGAUCAAUAUCAAAUAUAAAUACACCACCACGAGCUCAACAACCAAUAACUACAAAACGGGUUAUCCUCCAAAUGAAGAAGGAGAACUUCUCUUGCCUCGACCAUUUCCAACUGAUGAACGCGUUGAUGGACCGCCGAAAAAGUUAGAUGAAUUGAUGAACACCAUAGGAAGAGAGCCUCCCACUAGUCCGCUCAACGCAGGAUUCCAACAACACGAACAAGAAUUGAUCAACGAACGAAAGGCUAAAGUCUUGAAGCAGCAAGCAACGGAAGUUGAAGAUUUGCAACGGGCUGAACCUUUGGUGAAAUCGAGGAAUGUCGAUGGACCCCCUGUAUAUUACCCGCCAGGACACGAGAUGUUCGCUAAGAAGGAAGAGGGCGCUGCAGCUUGGAGAGCACAGGGAGCUUACGCAAGAGAAGCUGGAAAAUACGAAUACGAAGCAGAGAGCAAAAGUAAAUCAAAGAGUUCAUCAGGUGCAGCUAUAGUUCCAGUUUGUCUUCCCUUAUGUUGUGGACUUCCUUGUACAAUAAUAUAAAUACUAUUAAAAAAAAACUGAAAUCCAAUAAUAAUGAUUCAUUUCUUGAUUUAUUUGAAAUUUAUCACUACUUUUAAGAGCUAAUUAACAAAGUUUAUAUUCAGCUUGUCAAUGUAUAAUAUAAAUGAACUCCUGAAAUAAUUAAUACAAAAAUUAUAUAUAUUUUAUGUUU
Molecule: messenger RNA, 2481 nt
Organism: Coccinella septempunctata (seven-spotted ladybird)
Lineage: Eukaryota; Metazoa; Arthropoda; Insecta; Coleoptera; Coccinellidae
Exons: 11
Coding region: 195-2309 (704 amino acids)
Source: RefSeq, a predicted model, not a curated record